AAUCAACAGUAACAGUUUGCAAACCGAAUUGAUAGCUCACAAAGAACACUUCUCGUGCUGAUAAAUAACAGUGAAAUUAUUAAAAAGAAAAAUUCAAACUUAAAAAAUUUCUGAAACGAAAAAGAAAAGUUUUUAAAAAGAAAAAUAUACAAAAAAGAAAAUGGAAAACAGAAUUGUAAUCGCAACUAUAAUUGCCUUGUGUAUCGGUCAGACAUUCUCCGCCCCCGCAACAAGAACUAUUGAUAACACAAUAAAUGGACUUGAUAAGCUUGAACAUCAGAACAUGCCCCAAGAGGUCAAAAAAACAAUGCCAAGUCUUAUUGAAAUUACAAAGAAGUUGACAAAGCUUUACGCAAGCGGAAAUCCCAUGAAAAUUACAAGCGAUAUUUUCAUCGGCGCCGAUCAAUUGGAGAUGAUUAACCUGAGUGAUGGAAACGUUAAAGAAAUCGAAAGCCGUGCUUUCUAUGGACCUUCAAAAUUAAAGAAGCUUAAUUUAUCUGGUAAUAAAUUACAAUCAUUACCCGGUGAUCUCUUCCCAAAACAAAACGUUGUCAAGGAAAUUGAUUUGUCAAAUAAUCAGAUCGAGAAACUCAAUCGAUCAACCUUCAAAAAUCUUCAACAUUUGAAGAAACUUGACUUGACAAAUAACAAGUUGACAAGCCUCGAUGGUUCAAUCUUCGCCGAUCUGAUUAAUCUUCAAGAGCUCGAUUUGACUGGAAAUCCAAUCAGAUCAAUCAGUGAAGAGUUCUUCGCCAGCCUUCCAAACGGCCUUCAACUCUCUUUCGAUGAUGGAAAUCUUGAUUUUAAAUCUCUUGAACUCACUGAGCAGUGGGCUCUAUAAAAUACAUUUUAAGCACACUUUUGUCGCCAAAAUCCCAUUGAAAAACUCAUUACAAAGAGAAAUUUUACUUCGACGUGCUUCAUUUCUCGUCUUAUUUAUAAUUUAAACAUUCUUUUAAUUUAUACAUUCGCGCAUUUAUUUUAUCGAGAUUAAGAAUUGUAAGAAACGAAAAAAAAUAAAAAAUAAUUUGUAAGAUUUUCCAACGUAAAUUUA
Molecule: messenger RNA, 1054 nt
Organism: Clunio marinus
Lineage: Eukaryota; Metazoa; Arthropoda; Insecta; Diptera; Chironomidae
Source: the annotation of a GenBank genome assembly